CUGUUAAGACUAAUAAUCUGUCAAGGACAGUAAUGCAUUCUUAUCGGUCGAACAAUGCCGAUCUGACGGAAUAAGGCGAAGAAAUGUUCCGGCUGAUAUCUAUUAGAUAAGAUCAUUGCCUGCCAGCUAUUUUGUCCAUGGACAAAUGACCAGUUGGUACCGACAUUCGAUAAAUCGAGGAGCGUUCCAUCUAACAAAAUUCCCUCUCGAUCCGGAUAACGAUGAAAUAAUUAGAAUACUAUAAUAAUUCUUCCGCGGAUACGGUUUUCUCUCGUUGGAGCAAUGUCACGGUGACUCGUUUUGGCAAACAAUCAUGAAAUUUUUCUGGCUCCACAAGUCCAGACACGGCAGUGUCGAUUUGGCGUCAGUUUCGGAGGUCCAGACAGAGACGGUUCACCAGAUUUACAGAAGACUCUCCAAUGGCCGCAAAGCUGGAGUUUUUGGCGAGAUGGAUUUCUCGUUAACAACGGUGCCAACAUUCCAUAAAAAUUCGGACACGGCGAAACGUCUCAAGGCGGCUAUCAUGAGGAAUGAAUUUUUGAGCAACUUUAGCGAGCCUAGAAUCGUCUCUCUCGUCUCGGCCAUGUAUCCUCAAGAUGUUGCUCCCGGGACGAGAAUUAUCACGGAGGGUGACAUCGGAUCCCAUCUUUACGUUUCGGAGGAGGGUGAAUUCGAAAUUUACGAGGGCACUCGGUAUCAAGGAAAAUUCGGGGCUGGCGUCGCUUUUGGAGAACUGGCCUUACUGUACAAUUCCAAAAGAUUGCGCUCGAUAGACGCCAAGACAAAAGGCAGAUUGUGGGUCUUGGAUAGGCCCGUUUUUAUAAACGUCAUGAUAAGAACUGCCCAAAAAUGCAUGGAGGACAACAGCAGGCUUCUUCGACGGAUUUCGGCCCUGAAGGCCCUGCCUGAGCACAUCCUGAAGAAAAUAUCCGACCUGAUGAACAUCGAAUUCUUCCCAGCUGAUUCUUACAUCCUGCGCCAGGGAGAGCCUGGCGAGAAAUUCUACAUAAUUAGUGGCGGCAGGGUGAAAAUCACCAAACAAACCGAGUACCUAGACGAGGCAGAAUUGACAAUCCUCGGUAAAGGGGAUUAUUUUGGGGAAAAGUCACUGUACAACGAAGAGGAAAACCUUCGCGAAGCGAACGCCAUCGCUUUGUCUCCUGGAGUGGAAUGUUUCACCAUAGACAGAACGUCGUUCCUGAAUUACCUGGGUGGGCUGGAAGUGAUCAGGAAUAAAAACUGGACGGAGGAAUAUGAAAAACGUAAACGUUCCCUGGAAGUUCACUGGAAUAAGGAAUUUUCAGAGCUGAAGCUUACAGAUUUGUACGUUCACGCAGUUUUAGGAGCAGGUGCGAUGGGGACGGUUGAACUUGUAGUGCCAAAAUCCUCCCCAAAAGUCAGUUUCGCUAGAAAGAAGAUAAAAAAAUGCGCGAUCACUGCCAUGGGUUGUCAGAGAAGCGUCUACAAUGAGAAGUACAUCAUGCAAGUCUGCGACUCUCCGUUUAUCUGCAAGCUGUACCAAACGUUCAAGGACAAUAAAUACGUGUAUUUCUUGAUGGAGGCUUGUUUGGGUGGCGAUUUAUACACGACUCUUCGAAGAAGUGGACGAUUUGAUAAUUCAACUGCAAAAUUUGCAAUCGGGUGCACUGUCGAAGCUUUGGAUCAUCUCCAUUCUCUGGAUAUCGUGUGUCGAGAUUUAAAACCGGAGAACAUCAUGGUCGAUGACAAGGGCUACCUGAAACUGACAGACUUUGGCUUCAGCAAAAGGAUAGGUCCCUAUAAGACGUGGACGUUUAUCGGGACUCCUGAGUACAUGGCUCCUGAAAUUGUCCUCAAUGAGGGAUACGACAGAGCCGUGGAUUAUUGGUCGUUGGGAGUUCUGGUCUACGAAUUACUUGUUGGGCGACCGCCCUUCCAAAGUAAGGACGCCAUGGUGACUUAUAACAAAAUUGUCAAAGGCAUGUCCACUGUCGAUAUCCCCAGUUUUGUUAAACAAAAGGGCGAGCAGCUUAUCCGGAAGCUUUUGCGAAAAAAUCCAGUCCAUAGAUUGGGUAACCUGGAGGAUGGAAUCGAGGGAAUUCGGAAUCACAAGUGGUUUGGUUCUUUCGAUUGGCCGGCUUUACGGGCCCUCUCGUUUCCGUCACCUCUUGUUCCAAAGGUGAACAGUCAUCUCGAUACGAGGAAUUUCGACAGAUUCCCUCCUGAUCGAGAAGUCCCACCGAAUGACUACUCGGACUGGGACGCGGAAUUUUGAAUGUUUUUAUCCCUACUUUUUGGAAUCGAUUACCAUUAGGAAGUACCAUCAAUCGGAGCUUUAUCGCGAGUCUUGAUUAUCAGCGUCGGGGGAAAAGACCUCCAAAAUCAAACUUCACCACCUCGGAGCAUCCGAUGGUCAGAGGAGACUUCAACAUUACCGACUCCAAGAAUCACACCGGCCUGUGAUAACAAAUCACUUUACGGUAAACAGUAAAAAAAAAAAAAAACACCCGCUAACUUCGAUUAAUUUGCAUAGAUUUGGAAAACAGUGCGUCACUUUACUUACAGGCCGGCGUAACGAGUCGCUAAGUUAAUAAACAGGUAAAACCGAGUAAAACGCCCCCUCUUCCCCUUUCAUCCAGUGAAUAUUCCCUGCUCCACGAAA
This is a messenger RNA of Orussus abietinus, 2641 nucleotides long. Its product is annotated as cGMP-dependent protein kinase, isozyme 1. NCBI's taxonomy places the organism in Eukaryota, Metazoa, Arthropoda, Insecta, Hymenoptera, Orussidae. Gene Ontology annotation, biological process: protein phosphorylation. The transcript has 11 exons. The record is from RefSeq and is a predicted model, not a curated record. Bases 314 to 2254 code for a protein of 646 amino acids. Gene Ontology annotation, molecular function: ATP binding; cGMP-dependent protein kinase activity.